Molecule: messenger RNA, 486 nt
Organism: Penicillium griseofulvum
Lineage: Eukaryota; Fungi; Ascomycota; Eurotiomycetes; Eurotiales; Aspergillaceae
Exons: 1
Coding region: 1-486 (161 amino acids)
Source: RefSeq, a predicted model, not a curated record
AUGUUCGAGGACACUGUAACGGAGAUUAUUAAUGAUAAUACUCCCGCUUCGGCCUCCAAUUCGGCCUUCACUUCUGCUCCAACUACUGCUUCUACUAAUGCUGCCUCCAAGCAACCUACUGCUAAAAAGGUAGAUGGCACAAAGCGGAAAAAGCUCCAGCAAGUAUGGGAUCAGAAAAAUGCUAUUGUCCUUUCCUACGUGGCCUCGUCACUUAACGCCACAAUGCUAGUCUACAUUCGCCGAGGCAACACUACUGCACAGGUUUACGAGGAGCUCCGUGGUCUCUGUGAGGCGAAAACCUUCUUCACUGUUGGCAACAAGGUCAACAAAUGGGCUACAUGGAAGUACGAACCAGGCAUUAAACCAGAAGGAUUUGUCACAAAGUGGCGUCACUUGUUCACUGAAAUGCAAGAAGCUUUGCCGAUUAAGCAACGUGUUUCACCUCGCUAUGGCAUCUACAUGUUGGAAAUCCCUAUGUUCUUAUAG